AUGUACAAUAUUCUCACCCCUCCGAGGGGCUCCCCCGUGUCAGAGAUUGUUCUGAAGAUCGGUGAUACUUCCACGUCCUUCUCAUCGUCGUCCUCCAGCCUCAAGCUGCCCACCUCCACCGUCGUUUUCGAGGGCGUGUCCGGAGUUGGACCCGCUGAGAUCACCUGUGACGGGGAAGCCGCCGUUGUCGUUCCGACUGCCGAUGAUGACGGUGACGACUUGACUGUUGUCUCCGGUGGCGCUUCUGAGCCGCUAGCAAAGGAUGAGCUUGUGACUGAGUACCCGUCUUCAGAUACGGAGGCGCGUAUCACCUCUACCAUCCGUGUCGUGAACAGCUCCCCGGAUGUGUUGACUGUUUCUGAGGCAAAUGCCAUCAUUACGGAGUACUGCCGUGUGGCCGAAUGCCAGGAGAUCGGUGUAAGGAGUAUCCUUGAGGGCUCUGCCCUCCUUGACAUUGGUGCCCUUGUGGAAGACGCUGAUGUGGCCAAGGCUGACUUGAGGAAGUCAUUUGACGAUUGCGAAUUCCAAGAGAAGACCGACUACGCUUGUGACGAGUUGGAACUUCUCGAGGUGCGAUCCACUAACGCCAUUGCCGCUACCGUCGCCACUGCCGGUAUUGCGACAUGGACUAUUAUUCUAAUCUCCGUAGUCGGGGCCAUCGGACUAGUGGCCGUGCUUACCCUCGCCGCCUGGGCUGUGCACAGGCGGCAUGCUUCCCGCGAAUCUGAAUCGAGCUAUUCCUCUUCUGGACCACUGGGCGUGCCGGACCCGUCUGACCUUCUUUACGAGCAGUCUAUUGUACGUGAUGUCUACGGUCGCGGUGAAGACGGUGGGCCGUCAGAGCAGGCCGCGGUGGAUUCUGAGAGAGCAGCCGCCAUGCGGGAAGAAUUCCCAAAACCGCCUUCAUCUUCCAGCCUUUCCCGGGGCAAUCGCUCUAGCGACGCUAGCUCAACUUACUCGGUUUAGAUAUGUUCAGCUGACUGUCCGAGGCGGAAGGGAUUGUAGAUAGCGGAGGGUAGGGGGGGAUUGCAAACCAUGUUUUUUCGCAUUCUGCGGGAGCAUCAGGACCCAGGGAAGUAAACAAUUAUUGACUUUUCUUUCGUCA
Molecule: messenger RNA, 1105 nt
Organism: Chondrus crispus (carragheen)
Lineage: Eukaryota; Rhodophyta; Florideophyceae; Gigartinales; Gigartinaceae
Exons: 2
Coding region: 1-966 (321 amino acids)
Source: RefSeq, a predicted model, not a curated record